Messenger RNA from Chiroxiphia lanceolata (lance-tailed manakin), 1887 nucleotides. Its product is annotated as zinc finger protein 239-like. Bases 112 to 1134 code for a protein of 340 amino acids. Gene Ontology annotation, biological process: negative regulation of transcription by RNA polymerase II. The record is from RefSeq and is a predicted model, not a curated record. Gene Ontology annotation, molecular function: DNA-binding transcription repressor activity, RNA polymerase II-specific. The transcript has 3 exons. Lineage: Eukaryota; Metazoa; Chordata; Aves; Passeriformes; Pipridae.
UCCCGCCCAUCCGCGGCCUGCAGGCCCCGCCGGACCGGCCGCCAGGUGGGGAGCCCCGGGCCGGGCUCCGACCCCGCCACCAACAGGAUUCUGAUUCCAGACCUUGGCUGGAUGGAGGAGGAGGCUGUGAGGAAGAUGCCCCAGGACACCCAGGCAGGCCCCAAGCUGAGGACAGAGAGCACAGAGGACAAAUCCCUCCAGCAGAGCCUGGUGGGAGAGUCUGUUUUGAACGGCUCCACGGCACAGGAAGUCACCGGGGAGGAAAAGCCACAGAGAUACCCAACAAGGAGGGGCUCCAAACCCAGCCCAGGGUGCUCCCAGGAGGAAAGACCCAGCCUGUGCCGGGAAGGCGGCUGGAGCUUGAGCCAGAGCUCCGACCUAGUGGUCCCUGAGCAGCCUCCCAGCAGGGAGAAGCCCUUCAGGUGCUUGGAAUGUGGGAAGAAUUUCAGUCACAACUGCAACCUGAUCCGCCACCAGAUGAUCCACAGGGGAAAACGACCCUACAGGUGCUUGGAAUGUGGGAAGAGCUUCAGAAAGAGCUCCAGCCUGAUCAGCCACCAGAACAUCCAUACUGUGGAGAAGCCCUACAAGUGCUUGGAAUGCAGGAAGAGCUUCAACCACAGAUCUGAACUGGUUCGCCACCAGAGCAUCCACACUAGGGAGAAGCCCUACAAGUGCUUGGAAUGUGGGAAGAGCGUCAGCCACAGUUCCAGCCUGAUCCGCCACCAGAUGAUCCACACGGGGGAACGGCCCUACAAGUGCUUGGAAUGUGGGAAGAGCUUCAGAGACAGCUCCACCCUGCUCCGCCAUCAGCAGAUCCACACCAGGGAGAAGCCUUACAAGUCCUUGGAACGCGGGAAGAGCUUCAACCACAGCUCUGAACUGGUUCGCCACCAGAGCAUCCGCACUGGAGAAAAGCCCUACAAGUGCUUGGAAUGUGGGAAGAGCGUCAGCCACAGUUCCAGCCUGAUCCGCCACCAGAUGAUCCACACGUGGGAACGGCCCUACAAGUGCUUGGAAUGUGGGAAGAGCUUCAGAGACAGCUCCACCCUGCUCCGCCAUCAGCAGAUCCACACCAGGGAGAAGCCUUACAAGUCCUUGAAAUGCAGGAAGAGCUUCAGCCACAGCUGGUGACCCACUGAAGUGCUGAGGCCUGAACAACAGACCCUGAGCCAAGGUUGACCUUUAGAUGAACCUUUCAACCUAAUGUUGUAUUAAGUCAUAUAUCCGCUUAUCAGCAAAAUCUAUGUAUGCUUGUUAGUAAAAUAGGUACUGUGAUAAGACUACACCUGUGUAAAUAUGUGUGCUUAUUAGUAAGAUAUAUUUUUGUUCUCUCAUUAGUGAAUAACAUUUGUAUCUGUUCAUUAAUGAAAUAUGUAUGAUUGUCAGCAAAAUAUGAGUAUAUUUAUCUUUCUGUAUUUAGAGACUAGUCAAGGCCAUGGAAGUAGAUCCCUGGCCUUGUUUGGCAGCAGAUGGUGCAGGAUGACUCCCUUGGUCUUAAGGUCUCCCUUAAGCCCUGACCAGGCUUUGGGUGAAACCCAAGGAGAGAAGGAAGCCAGAUGUUUUCCACACAUCUGUUGUGUAAGUUUGUUUGUUCAACAGUAUAAAAGCUGGACCCUCUCACAACAAAGAUGGAGACCUCCCCUAUGAUUGGAUGGCCUGCAUAGGACUUCUCAGAUCCUGAGAGGGGUUCUCUGACCCUUUGUUGUGACCGGGGUUCCCCAGGUGACCUGCAGGUCUGGAUGCUGGUAAUGUAUCAGGGUAACUGGUGAUUUCUUAGAGUCUGUAGGCAGUCUUUGUAGUAACAAUGAGGUGCAUUACUGAGCUUAUCUUUUUGCAAUUCUUUGCUGUUUUGCAUUAAAGUAACAUUACACACUUGUUCCUUAA